This is a messenger RNA of Symbiodinium natans, 627 nucleotides long. NCBI's taxonomy places the organism in Eukaryota, Dinophyceae, Suessiales, Symbiodiniaceae. The record is from the annotation of a GenBank genome assembly.
AUGGCACAAGCUCGUCUGCUGAGCAGGGAGGCCCACGUCAGCAUUGUCACCUUUCUGCCCGCGCAGCAUUGCUUCGAUGCAAGGGCGGUCAGUCGAGAGUGGCGGCAGCAUGUGAAAGCGCACAUUUCCAAAGUGCCUGCCUUGGAAGCCCUCUUGCGAGACAUGCAAGCAAGCGAAAAUUCGCCUUACUUCUGCUCACCAGGGCCAGAGGAUGAUGAUGCAGUACGACGGUUUGCAGAGCGACACUGUGGUUGGGAUGGCCACGGGCCCUUCGUUCCCGUCACGCAGCUGACCGGACAGGCUCUGCGGGAUUUCGUUCAUAUCAGUGGACGCAAUGUGGUCCGAGAUCUGGCCGCGGUAGAGGCUCUCAGCUCAAAACAAGACGUCGUCAGGCAUAAGAACCACCUUGACUCCUUUCGCCUCGAGUUGCCUCCCAUACCGGAUGAUGUGGGCAUGUGGAAAGCUUUGUUCUUGAUGCUGACGAUGCUGAUUGAAGAUUUCAUGUUCACGACCGUCCAUGUCGAGUUUACUACUCCUUCGGAUAACUCUACUGAUGUUCAUAUGGCGCUCUUCUGGGAGGAGCGCAAGGUCACCCGAACUUCAGCUUCGCUUGAAAGGCGCCCAUGA